UGCCCAGGCGUUUACAUUGUAUCAUAGAUUGCCAGUAUCUGUUAUUGUAUCACUCCACAUAAAUCGCUAGCUAAAUUGUAUCAAUCUUUACCUACUUGAAAUGAGGUUACGCCUGUCAAUCACGCACUCCUGCUCAUGACAACAGUCAAUAAGCAGCAGUACCCUGAAGCUAUGGCGGACGAUUUGGACGAAUUGCUAGAUGAGGUUGAAACAAAGUUCUGUCGCAAUGUUUCAUUGACGCCACAACUUCAAGCUCCCUCAAAUUUAUCGACGGCUGGGAAAUGUUUAACCCAAACUGGGAAAGAAAGAAAACUCUGCACCACUGACGAUACACCCAGAAAAACGGACAGAGAAGAUAUAGAUGCCCUUCUUGAGGACAUACUUGACGAUGAUUUCGAUUCCCUUGCGCUAAACACUGGACAGCUUCCUAAAAUGACGAAGACAUUGCCACAGUCCACAAGAAAAUGCUGCCCAGUUUUCCUUGGUGGAAGCUCCAUUGAAAAUGGUGUAGGAACAGCUGUUUCACAAAGGUCGUGUGAUCAGCUGAGAUGUAUCUUCUGUGACUUUCGGGUGGCCAUGUUUGACGAUCAUGAAUGGGACCCCUCUUGUGAUUACCUCUUCUUCAGGAACAACAUGCCAGACUGUCAGAAGCUGCGGGCUAAGCUGAGGAGAAGAAAAGGGGCGCGGGCGUACGCCUGCCAGUGUAGCUGGCACUCUGCUCGAGACCUCACCGACCUGAGAGAACAGCACCAGCUCAAGUGGGUCUGUGGGAAGCAUGAACUGGUCAUUCUGUGCAGUGGAGAAGCGAAGGUGGUUAAGACCGUUGGGCCAGUAACCGAAAGGUCGCUGGUUUGAAUCCACACGCUAACGAGGUGAGAGAGAAAAAUAUGUCUGCGCUCUUGAGCAAGGCAAUUAAACAUAAUUGCUCCUGUUUGUCUUUCUGGAUAAUAACAACUGCUAAUAUGUAAAUGAAUCUGUUUUAUAGUUCUCAUUUCACUGCUAUGUUUGAUGAAAAGCUAGUAAUUUGUUAUGUCAUCGUAGUCACUGUCAGAAAGAGACUGGUCCGGGACUUCCUUCACGGUAACAUCACCAAUCCCCUCUUCAUCUUGGACUUCUAUGUUCUCAUAAAGCUCAGAGGAAGAUGAGCUGCUUGAAUCUUCUGUAUAAAGGACUCACAUUACCAUUUACAUACAUCCACAAUAAGCUACAUGUUUUCAGCAAUUUGCAUCUACAAUACCUUCAGAAAGUAUUUACACCCAUUGACUUUUUCCAUAUUAUGUGGUUACACAGCCUUAAUUUAAAAUGGAUUCAAUUUAGAUUUUGUGUCACUGGCCUACACACAAUACCCCAUAAUGUCAAAGUGGAAUUAUGUUUGUAGCAACACUAUGUGCAAUAAUAGUGUUCAACAUGAUUUUUGAAUGACUACCACAUGCAAUUAUCUGUAAGGUCCCUCAGUAAAGCGGUGAACUUCAAACCGAUUCAACUUCAAAGACAUUCUAGGUUUUCCAUUGCCUCGUAAAGAAGGGCACCUAUUGGUAGAUGGUUAAAAAAUACAAAAGCACACAUGGAAUAUCCCUUUGAGAAUAGUGAAGUUUUUCAUUACACUUUGGAUGGUGUAUCAAUAUACCCAGUCACUACAAACAUACAUCCUUCCUACUCAGUUGCUGAAGAGGAAGGAAACCGCUAAGAGAUUUCACCAUGAGGCCAAUGGUAACUUUAAAACAGUUACAGAGUUUAAUGACUGUGAUGGGAGAAAACUGAGGAUAGAUUAACAACAUACUC
This is a messenger RNA of Oncorhynchus gorbuscha (pink salmon), 1782 nucleotides long. It is a transcript of the gene cfap418, whose product is annotated as cilia and flagella associated protein 418. The coding region runs from base 136 to 855 and encodes 239 amino acids. NCBI's taxonomy places the organism in Eukaryota, Metazoa, Chordata, Actinopteri, Salmoniformes, Salmonidae. The record is from RefSeq and is a predicted model, not a curated record. The transcript is spliced from 7 exons. Gene Ontology annotation, cellular component: cytosol.